UCCCUGGAAGCAGUGUUGCUUUCUGAGUGAUCAGGCAUGCUCAGAACCCCUCAGGACUCAAGCUGAACUUGAAGCAGAAAGACUUGGAAAUCUUGGAGAGUGAAUCAUGGAGUACAAGACCAAGGGAAAAGAAGAACAGCAACACAGCAUGAGUUUACUACACAAAAUCAAGAGCAUGAGAGAACAGGCAGAAAUGGUUGAUGUGGUGCUCAUAGCUGAAGCGGAGGAGUUUCCUUGCCAUAGGCUGGUCCUGGCCGCGUUCAGUCCUUAUUUCAAAGCCAUGUUCACCUGCGGGCUACUCGAGUGCACGCAGAGGGAAGUGGUCCUCCACGACAUCACGGCAGAAAGUGUGUCGGUGAUCCUGGACUACAUGUACAGUGCGGCCCUGGAGAUAAACAACGCCAACGUGCAGACGGUGGCCAUGGCUGCCUACUUCAUGCAGAUGGAGGACGUCUUCACUGUGUGUCAAAAAUACAUGAUGGACCACAUGGACGCCUCCAACUGUGUAGGCAUCUAUUACUUUGCAAGGCAGAUCGGAGCUGAAGACUUAUCUGAUCGCUCCAAGAAGUACCUGUACCAGCACUUCGCCGAGGUGAGCUUGCACGAGGAGAUCCUAGACGUCGAGGUGCACCAGUUUCUGACGCUCAUCCAAUCGGACGAUCUUAACAUCUCCAGGGAGGAGAGCAUUCUGGACUUGGUCCUCAGGUGGGUGAAUCACAGCCGGGACCUGCGCACGCAGCACCUUGUGGAGCUCUUGAAGCGAGUCAGGCUGGAGCUUGUGAGUCCUUCCUUUUUGAGACAGGCCCUGAGGAGGAACACGAUGCUUCUGUGUGAUGCCGACUGUGUCGACAUCAUCCAGAAUGCGUUCAAAGCCAUCAAGGCACCCCAGCAGCCCUCGCUAAACCUCCGCUACGGCAUGGAGACCACCAGCCUCCUGCUCUGUGUGGGCAACAAUUCCUCGGGCAUCAGAUCAAGACACAGGAGCUACGGCGACGCCAGCUUUUGUUACGAUCCGGUGUCUCGGAAGACCUACUUCAUCUCAUCUCCCAAGUAUGGCGAGGGUUUAGGAACUGUGUGUGCUGGUGUUGUCAUGGAAAAUAACACCAUCGUUGUGGCGGGAGAAGCAAGUGCCUCCAAACUUUCUAGACAAAAGGACAAGAAUAUUGAAAUCUAUAGGUAUCAUGACAGAGGGAACCAAUUUUGGGAAAGGCUGUGCACAGCGGAGUUUCGGGAGCUCUACGCCCUGGGCACUGUGGGUAAUGACCUCUAUGUCAUAGGAGGGCAGAUGAAGAUUAAAAACCAGUACCUGAUCACCAACUGCGUGGAUAAGUACUCCGUGGAAGGGGACACGUGGAAGAGGGUGGCUCCCCUGCCGCUGCAGCUGGCAUGCCACGCCACGGUGGCCGUGAAGAACAAGCUGUACGUGCUUGGAGGCUGGACUCCUCAGAUGGAUCUUCCUGAUGAGGAACCCGAUCGAUUAAGCAACAAGCUGCUGCAGUACGACCCCAGCCAAGAUCGAUGGAGGGAGCGGGCGCCCAUGAGGUACUCCAAGUACCGAUUCAGCACGGCCGUGGUCGACGGCGAGAUCUAUGUCCUGGGUGGAAUUGGCUGUGAUGGUCGAGAUAGAGGCCAAGUUCGAAAAUGCCUUGACGUGGUGGAGAUCUACAACCCAGAUGGUGACUUCUGGCGGGAGGGCCCACCCAUGCCCAGUCCCCUCCUCUCGCUUCGAACCAAUUCUACCAACGCAGGAGCAGUGGAUGGGAAGCUCUAUGUCUGCGGGGGAUUCCAUGGAGCAGAUCGCCAUGAGGUUAUCUCCAAGGAAAUCCUGGAGCUGGACCCCUGGGAAAACCAGUGGAACGUGGUGGCCGUCAACGUCCUCAUGCAUGACAGCUACGACGUCUGCCUGGUGGCCAGGAUGAACCCCCGGGACCUCAUCCCCCCGCCUUCAGACCUGGUGGAUGAGGGCAGUUAGC
This is a messenger RNA of Ochotona curzoniae (black-lipped pika), 1973 nucleotides long. It is a transcript of the gene KBTBD12, whose product is annotated as kelch repeat and BTB domain containing 12. Bases 107 to 1972 code for a protein of 621 amino acids. Gene Ontology annotation, molecular function: protein binding. The transcript is spliced from 5 exons. NCBI's taxonomy places the organism in Eukaryota, Metazoa, Chordata, Mammalia, Lagomorpha, Ochotonidae. The record is from RefSeq and is a predicted model, not a curated record.